Messenger RNA from Mesitornis unicolor (brown roatelo), 2441 nucleotides. RefSeq names its product chromosome unknown open reading frame, human C10orf76 (gene ARMH3). The coding region runs from base 5 to 2074 and encodes 689 amino acids. Gene Ontology annotation, cellular component: cytosol. Lineage: Eukaryota; Metazoa; Chordata; Aves; Mesitornithiformes; Mesitornithidae. The record is from RefSeq and is a predicted model, not a curated record. The transcript is spliced from 25 exons. Gene Ontology annotation, biological process: regulation of Golgi organization.
CAGCAUGGCCCAAACAGAGAAGAAAGGUGGGUUGCUCCGGAAAUCUUCAGCCUCCAAGAAGCCAUUGAAGGAGAAAGUCGUGUUGAUGUAUGAUGAGAUUUUCACGACAGAGGACCCCAGUAAAUGCAACCCUAGGUUUUGGGAGGAGCUGUUUCUCAUGAAGGUCAACUUGGAAUAUCUAGAAGGCAAGCUGGAGGCUCUGGAUGGGGAAGAGUUAAUGAAGAUAAAAGAUAAUAUCAACUGCUUGUUUCAGCACUGCAUCCAGGCACUGGGUGAGGAACACCCAAUCAGAGUGGUCAAUGCUCUACAGACUUUGUGUGCGUUGAUUCGAGGCGUCCAUCAGAAGAACAAAUCCACCUCAGGGUUUGACAUCAUCAACAUGCUUGUGGGUUUUGAUAAGGCAGAGCUAUGUAUGAAGAAUCUGAUGGAGAGCUUGGACUCACUCCUCUGUGCGGAAGGUUCUGAAAGCCUCAAAAGCUUGUGUCUGAAGCUACUUCUCUGCUUGGUGACGGUGACAGAUAACAUUAGCCAGAACACCAUCCUGGAGUAUGUGAUGAUUAACAGCAUAUUUGAAGCUAUUUUACAGAUCCUGUCCAGCCCACUUAGCCGCAGGGAACAUGGCUAUGAUGCUGUUGUCCUUCUUGCCUUGCUGGUCAACUACAGAAAGUAUGAGUCAGUGAAUCCCUACAUUGUGAAGCUCUCCAUCGUAGAUGAUGAGGCCACACUCAAUGGAAUGGGACUUGUAAUUGCCCAGGCUUUAUCGGAAUAUAACAGGCAGUACAAAGAUAAGGAAGAGGAGCACCAGAGUGGUUUCUUCUCAGCCCUAACUAAUAUGGUGGGCAGCAUGUUCAUAGCAGAUACUGAUGAGAAGAUCUCAGUCCAAACAAAUGAAGCAAUCCUUCUGGCUCUUUAUGAAGCUGUUCACUUAAACCGGAAUUUCAUCACAGUUCUGGCACAAAGCCAUCCUGAAAUGGGGCUGAUGACAACGCCAACAAGCCCAAUUCCAGCAACACCUGUCACUCCACUUGGAACCACCCCACCUUCUUCAGAUGUUAUAAGCUCUGCAGAGCUGCCUUUGGAUGCUGAUGUGCAAACUAGCAACCUGCUGAUAACCUUCUUGAAGUACAGCUCGAUUGUGAUGCAGGACACAAAAGAUGAGCACCGGCUACACAGUGGCAAGCUGUGUCUGAUUAUCCUGACAUGCAUAGCAGAGGAUCAGUAUGCUAACGCUUUUCUCCAUGAUGACAACAUGAAUUUUCGAGUAAACCUCCACAGGAUGCCAAUGAGACAUAGGAAGAAAGCAGCAGACAAGAACCUGCCCUGUCGCCCGCUGGUGUGUGCAGUGCUUGAUUUGAUGGUGGAAUUCAUUGUAACACACAUGAUGAAGGAAUUUCCUAUGGAUCUCUAUGUGCGAUGCAUUCAGAUUGUGCACAAGCUGCUGUGCUACCAGAAGAAAUGCAGAGUGAGGCUUCAUUACACCUGGAGGGAGCUCUGGUCAGCUUUGAUCAACUUGUUGAAGUUCCUCAUGUCUAAUGAGACUGUGUUGCUGGCGAAGCACAACAUCUUCACCCUUGCUCUUAUGGUUGUGAACCUAUUCAACAUGUUCAUCACUUAUGGAGACACCUUUCUCCCCACUCCCAGCAGCUAUGAUGAGCUGUAUUAUGAAAUCAUUCGAAUGCAUCAGAAUUUUGACAACCUUUAUUCUAUGGUUCUAAGGCUUUCUACCAAUGCUGGUCAAUGGAAAGAGCCUGCAAGCAAGGUGACCCAUGCAUUAGUCAAUAUUAGAGCCAUCAUCAAUCACUUCAACCCGAAGAUAGAGUCUUAUGCUGCGGUGAAUCACAUAUCGCAGCUCUCCGAGGAUCAGGUUUUGGAAGUGGUGCGGUCCAACUACGACACGCUGACCCUGAAACUGCAGGAUGGACUGGACCAGUACGAGCGCUACUCAGAGCAGCAUAAGGAGGCUGCCUUCUUCAAAGAGCUGGUUCGGUCCAUCAGCAUCAAUGUGAGGAAGAACCUUGCCUUCAACACGCUGAGCCAGGAGCUGCUCCUGAAGGAAUUCUCGACGAUCUCUUGAAGCAGGGAUGCAGCUGCUGCGCAGGGCGGACCAGAGAUGGGCCUGUCUGGGCAGGGACACUACGGAUCUGCAGCCUUGCCUUCCAUCUGCAGAAGAGACUGCAUUUCUUCUAGGGGAGAGCCUUGCUGCUGUGUGUUUGAUCCCAGAGAUGUGUGUUUCAAGAGGACUGAGGCUGAGGAGAGGCGAUCGACAUCUUGAGGAGGAGGAGGAAGCAAUUUUGUGAGGUGCCAUGGGGGUGUACAGCCACUCCUGUGACGUCGCAGUGGGAGAUUCCCUCCACAGCCUCAGAGAAGAUGCACUGGAAACCUUUGUAGCAGAGCUGGGGAGAGCUCACAACCAAAAUAAUAAAGCCAGUCCAGCUCUGUGA